GGUAGAAAAUAAACAACACCGCCGCCAUAUUGGCAUUUUUUCUUUCAAUACAAACAUUGCGAUUAAUUUUCUUCAGGAUCCGAAGCGAAACUCACAAAAAAGCCCUUUAUUUAACGAAAAACCAGCAUGAACGAGAAUGAAUUCGUCGUAACAGACAUCGAUUUUGAAAAUUUGGCCGAAAUGUCGACCCCGACCGUUGAAAAAAUCAACAUCCCGUUCGAGGAUCAAAUUAUCAAAGAAGAAAUCGUUAAAGAGGACGAUAUCUUGUUGUUCACCCAAGCCGAAGUCGAGGAGGAGCUGAGUGGGAACGACCGAGGGGUGGUAUCGAACACCUCGUCGUUUGAAAUCGUCGAUAACAUCGCAAACACGGUGCAAAUACCCGAAAACGCCUCGUUUAAUUACCCGUUUAGCGAGGAGCAAUUGAACCAAUUAAAUCAGCUUUUAAACGGAACGAAUUUUAUCUCGAAAAAUAAUCCCGGCGAUGGAUACGAAAACUUUUUUACUCCAAAAAUCGGUGGGAUUAAAAUGGAAGGGAAUUAUUCGCAUUUUAUUAAGUAUAAAGUCCAAGAGGGGAAGCACACGAAAGUUUGGCAAUGCGGAAUAUGCUCAAAAGAAUUCGGACAUCAAUACAUUUUAAUGCGCCACCUCCCCACUCACACCGACGAACGCAAAUUUCAAUGUAACACUUGCGGAAAAGCAUUCCGUCAAAUGUCGACCUUAUCCCAACACCGAGCCAUCCAUUCCGCCGAACGUCCUUACAUUUGCGAAAUCUGUCAGAAAACCUUUAACCGCGUCUCGACUUUAAUUUCCCACCGGAAAACCCACACCGGACACAAACCGCACCGUUGUCACCUUUGCAACAAAGCGUUCCAUCAAAAAGGAAAUUUAAGGAAUCACAUUUUUACGCACACGAACGAACGGCCGUAUAAAUGCGAUGUUUGCUCGAAGGGGUUUAAUCAAAUGUCGAAUUUAAUGUGUCACAAAUUGAAAGCUCAUCAACGGGCUGAUAAGCCGCGGUAUACUUGUCAAACUUGCGGGAAAGAUUUUCAGAAACGGAUGGGGUUGAGGAAUCACGAACAAUACGAACACGGAGAUGGUGCUGUUGCGAAUCCCGCUCCGGGGCAAAAUGGUGGCGGUGGAACUAAUAGUACUUCGAAAUUGAAGUAUACUAACGGUGUCCUUGUCGAUCCUAUAAACACGGCUGCAAUGCAACACGCCUUAGCUACAAACCAGACUCCUUUUGCCCUCCUUCGGCCUUUAAACGGCAUCCCCGUCCUAGUUAGAGUACUUGCAGCUGGUGAUAAACAGAUGCUCGUUCCUGCAACUGCUGAAGACCUUAAAAAGCACGGCCAAAUCACGAUUACGGAGAAGCCUCAAGAUGAUCCCGAUUCAACCGCGGCCGUUAUUAAAACGGAUACGGAAACUAACCCCGAUGGUAGCACGGUCCAAAUUAAAAUUCCGGUUGUUGCAACUGUAGUUCAACGUUGUGGGAAAGAUGGAAAUAUGUGCAUGGAUGUUGAGAGUCCUGGGCCGAGUUCUGAUACGCUCCAAGAUGCUAGUUAUUUAGUCAAAGCGAAUCAAAAUCUAGGCGAUCAAGGAAUUAAACCCAACGAGAACACCAUGGCUGUUUUAAAUUCCAACGAUGUCCAAUUUUUCGAUUUAACCCCAAAAAACGCAAACAAUUUUAAUUUUGACUCAACAGUGGCUGAUGUUUUUAACCAAAAUCAUCUUCAAUUCACUGGGGAGGUUAUCCAAUUGGAUGAGGCUAACAAUGAGUUAAAUAACGAAGUUGGUUGUAUUUACUCUGAAGAGAUGUUUGGAAAUAACGUUUUUGAGGUUAUCUUUAAAUUAUUAUUUUGGAUAAGCCAAGUGUCGUCGAAUCAGAUAACGCUUUGUAUAAUGGAAGCUUUUAGGGUUUAUUUGUUGAUUGGAGUUUAGCAAUUAAGGUUAAUGUAUUUAAUUGGAUUCGAAUAAAAAUGUUUUUAUUUUUA
Onthophagus taurus is the source of this 1991-nucleotide messenger RNA. RefSeq lists its product as uncharacterized. Gene Ontology annotation, biological process: embryo development; regulation of transcription by RNA polymerase II. Gene Ontology annotation, cellular component: nucleus. The record is from RefSeq and is a predicted model, not a curated record. NCBI's taxonomy places the organism in Eukaryota, Metazoa, Arthropoda, Insecta, Coleoptera, Scarabaeidae. Gene Ontology annotation, molecular function: DNA-binding transcription factor activity, RNA polymerase II-specific; RNA polymerase II transcription regulatory region sequence-specific DNA binding.